Molecule: messenger RNA, 1943 nt
Organism: Lucilia cuprina (Australian sheep blowfly)
Lineage: Eukaryota; Metazoa; Arthropoda; Insecta; Diptera; Calliphoridae
Gene: Agpat1
Product: 1-acyl-sn-glycerol-3-phosphate acyltransferase alpha
Exons: 4
Coding region: 744-1871 (375 amino acids)
Biological process (GO): phosphatidic acid biosynthetic process
Cellular component (GO): membrane; endoplasmic reticulum
Molecular function (GO): 1-acylglycerol-3-phosphate O-acyltransferase activity
Source: RefSeq, a predicted model, not a curated record
AUAUAAGGUAUAAAACGUGAAACCGCUUAAUUUAUUUUAGUUUAAGUAGAAGAAAUAAAAAAAUAUGUUUUAAUUAAAAAGAAAUUUCUUUGUGGCAUACUGUGUUUUGUGUUUAAUAUUAAGUGAUGAGUUUAAUUAAAACAAAUAUAAAAUAUAAAUAAACAAUUUAAAAGUUGUUUUAGAGUAAGAAAAAGUAAAUUGCUUAAAGAAGAAGAAAAAGUCUACAAUAAAUAGUUAAAUUAAAAAAAAAGAAAAAACAAGUGCAAAAGAAGUGGGGAAAACUGCAGAAACCAAUAAAAAAAAAGCAACGAAGUAUAAAACAUCUUUUAGCAAUUAAAGAAAGAAAAUGAAACCAAUAAACAAAAUCUUUAAAUAAUUAAUAAGCCGGUAUUUAAUUAAAUAUUAAAAUAAAACAAACUUUUUUAAGAAAUCUAUUAGCAACAAAGUUUAUAAACAUUCCAGAAAAUCACAAGUGAGGCUAAUGUAAAAGAAAGAAAACAAACCUUAAGCGUUUAAGAGAAAACCAACCAACCAACAACCCCACCCACCCUUUACACUUCAACCCGGUUUCCGUGGUUUCAUUUAACCAACAAAUUUUCUAUACAAAACAAACAAAAAAAAAAAGAACGAAAAUAAAAAACGUAACAUAAAAAAAAACGCCAAAAAUUUCUAAUACAAUAAAAGAAAAAAAAAAACAGAAACUAAAAUAGAAAUUCGAAAAAAAAGAAACAAAAUUUUACAAGAUGACAACGUAUAUUGAGCUGUUCGGUUUAAUGGUUUUACUAAUGUUGCCAUUUCUAUAUGAAACCAGUCAUAUAUUUCGUUAUUAUUUUAAAUUUUUAAUCUAUUAUGGACUUGUGUCCUUCAAUUCGAUUGUUCUGAUACCGGCUUUUAUGUGUCGACCCUGUGAUGUGCGUAAUUUACUUUGGGCCAGUACUUUUUGUCAUCGAAUAACAACUCUAAUUGGUCUGAGAUGGGAGUUGCGAGGUAAAGAACAUUUAGAAAAGGAUCGUGCCUGUAUAAUUGUGGCAAAUCAUCAGUCAUCGUUGGAUGUUUUAGGCAUGUUCAACAUUUGGCACAUUAUGGACAAAUGCACUGUGGUGGCUAAACGUGAACUAUUCUAUGCCUGGCCCUUUGGUUUGGCCGCCUGGUUAGCUGGUCUCAUUUUCAUUGAUCGUGUGCGUGGAGAAAAAGCUCGUGAUACCUUAAAUCAAGUCAAUAGUAAAAUUAAGAAACAAAAAAUUAAACUCUGGGUAUUUCCCGAAGGAACACGACGCAAUACCGGCGAUAUACAUCCCUUUAAAAAGGGCGCAUUUCACAUGGCCAUCGAUGAACAAAUACCCAUAAUGCCAGUGGUCUUUAGUUCGUAUUGUAGUUUUCUCAAUGAUAAAAAGAAAAUUCUUAAUGCAGGUAAUAUAAUUUUAACCACUUUGCCGCCAAUAUCUACCGAAGGACUAACCAAAGAUGAUUUACCCGAACUAAUGGAAAAAGUCCACAAAAUAAUGCAGGAAACUUUUAAACAGACAUCAAAUGAGGUGCUGCAACGUUAUGCAGCAAAUGCUAUAAUAAAACCAAAAAAUUCCGACAUAGAAACCACUCCUGUUAAACAAACAAUAGCAAAUACUCCAACAACACUGCUGACCGGAUCAGCGGAUGUGCUAAGUAAUUCCGCCACAAAGGCUACAAAUUCAUUAAGUUGUGAUUUAAAUAGUUUGAAAACUUCAUGUAGUGACACAAGUCAAGCGGAAGAUAUUGUAAAUAAUACACAAACAAAUGCAACGACAUCAACAGCAGCCGAAGGAGAAGAAGAACAGGCGGUAACCGAUUUUAAGGACCCUGUUAUAACAAAGACUCAAGCUUUAGUGCAUUAAGAAAUUUACAUAAAACUUACACAAGUUACUUUAAUAAAUUAAGCUACACCGACCGGGGGACAGACAGGUUAA